AUGAACGGCAGAGUCGUCCGCGAGCUGUCGGCCCUUAACACAGAGAGAAAGGAGAUGCCCCAGGCUGAACCAGAGCUGAAGGGCCAGGAAAAUACGGACGAUCUCGCAGGGGGGGGGGUAAGAGACGAGAAGUUGGCUAGAUCUAACUUUCCCCUUGGAUCCUGCGGUGGAGAUGCAGCAGGUUCAGCAGGCGGCCGGGCUGCGGCGAGAGAAACGACUGACAACAGCACAAAGAGACAAAGAGACAAACGAGAGACAGCGAGCGCCGUAGACGAGCAAAAAGAAGCCUGGCAAAGCGCAAAAGUCGCGAUGUCGAAGUUGAAGUUGAAGUCGAAGUCGAAAAAAGCCAGAGAAAAGUCGAAGAGCGAAGAGAUGCUCACGUGA
This is a messenger RNA of Trichophyton verrucosum HKI 0517, 384 nucleotides long. RefSeq lists its product as uncharacterized. The transcript has a single exon. Bases 1 to 384 code for a protein of 127 amino acids. NCBI's taxonomy places the organism in Eukaryota, Fungi, Ascomycota, Eurotiomycetes, Onygenales, Arthrodermataceae. The record is from RefSeq and is a predicted model, not a curated record.